This is a messenger RNA of Alosa sapidissima (American shad), 1898 nucleotides long. RefSeq lists its product as uncharacterized. The transcript has 2 exons. The record is from RefSeq and is a predicted model, not a curated record. Gene Ontology annotation, molecular function: zinc ion binding; nucleic acid binding. The coding region runs from base 69 to 1292 and encodes 407 amino acids. NCBI's taxonomy places the organism in Eukaryota, Metazoa, Chordata, Actinopteri, Clupeiformes, Clupeidae.
UGGGGUUUUGUUGUUACUUGUUUUACCUGGACGUCUGCUUCCAGUGUUUGGUUGCAGCCGCCCCAGGUAUGGAGAGUUUUGAAAAACUUACGCGGCGUCAUGCUGUUAAAAUAGCAUCGAAUGCCAGUGUAGAGGUUUGUAGUUUAGCAGCAGGAGAAGUUGUAGGGCAUGACAAUAUUCUGUCAGCGGCCCGCAUGAACAAUGCGAUUGUGCUGUUUUUGGGCACGGUUGAGUUGGCUAAUGAGCUGGUUGAAAGGGGUUUAGUGGUUGACGGCAUUUUUACUGUCGUCCUUCCUCUCUCCACUCCAUCAAAGAAAGUGACUUUGUCAAAUGUUCCCCCAUUUAUUAAAGAUGAGGUUUUGGCUGAAAUUUUAUCACGGUAUGGUAAAUUGGUUUCCGCAAUUAAAAAGAUUCCAAUUGGAAGCAAAUCCCCACUUCUGAAACACGUAGUGUCGUUCAGGCGAUCCGUAUUUAUGAUUUUAAAAGAUAACAAAGAUGAUUUGGACCUAACUCUAAACGUGAAGGUGGAUAACUUCAGUUAUGUUAUCUAUGCUUCAACAAGUGUCAUGAAGUGCUUUGGUUGUGGGCAAUCAGGGCACCUUGUUCGUGCGUGUCCUAAGGCAAAGGGGAAUUCGAGUGAUGUGCAAAUAAAUCACGAAAACACCAGUAGGCCUAUGCCUAAUGAAAUUGUGGUAGAUGAGCAGUCUACCGAAAUGGGUGCGUCUACUGCUGCGAUUGCAGCACCCGCUGUAUCCAGUGGGCCUUCGUCUGCCUCAGCCGAGUCAGUAGGGGCAGAUCAUGCUUCCCUUUUGCGGGAAGAGGUUAACGGGGUAACCCCGAUUGAUAAGCCAGUAGGCCGAGAACAAAGUUCUCCCACAGAUGACGCAGUGAACGCAGAAUCUGAGAGUCAGUCCACACAGAACUCGCAGAGCAGUGCUUCUGCUGUCAAUUAUGACCAAGUUCUUGCGUCUCUAGAUGAAUCCCUCAUUGAGACGGAGGAAAAUGUUUUUAAAAUGCCCCCCAAAAGAAAGAGAUCUAAAAGGACUAAAAAGAGCGAUAAUUUAACAGAUCUUAGCGGCACAGAUAACGAAUACGAAAGUGAUUUCUCUGACUGUAGCGUUACCUGUAGCUUACGUCAUAGUGGGUUUGCUAGUUGCGAUUAUAGUGUGGAAGACAUAAAAUCCUUCUUGACAAAAACAAAACAUAUGAGAAAUGUUCGGAUUGACGACUACUUCCCUGAUGUGGAGCAGUUCACCACGAAAACGAAAUCUUUUUUGGAAUUGCUUCUUUAAAUUUAAAUGGGGCCAGGGAAAGAAGCAAGAGAGCCUUGUUGUUUGAAACGAUUAAGAAGAAUAGAUUUGAUGUGCUUCUUGCUCAAGAAACUCAUUCUGACGCCUCAAUUGCUGCUGACUGGGCAAGUGAGUUUGAUGGCCUGUCUAUUUUAAGUCACAACACUUCCAAUAGUGGUGGGGUUGCCAUUCUGUUUUCUCGGACCUUUACUCCCAUUUCCUACCAGACUGAGGAAUUAGUCAAGGGUAGACUCCUAAAAGUCAGAGCCCAAUUUGAAAACAAUUUCUUUGUUUUUUUGUGUGUUUAUGCACCCACUACACCAAUUGAUAGAAUGCUUUUCUUGAAUAUGCUAAAUGAUGCUCUACGCAAUUGUGAAUCUGAGGAUUUUUUACUCCUGGGAGGUGAUUUUAAUUGUACUGAAAAUGCAAUGGAUAGGAAUCAUGUAGAGCCACACAUGCCCUCACGCAGAAGACUCAUAGAACUGAUGAAUGCAAAUGAGCUUGUUGAUGUCUGGAGGAACUUUCACAGUACUCAGAAGCAAUACACAUGGGUUCACUCCUACAAUAACCUUUUGUCAUUGGCUAGACUGGACAGGUUUUAUGGUUUUA